AUGAUGAUUAGAGCAUAACCAGAGUAACACGUUGAAUUCGCCAUAAUCAAGGAAACCUUUUCCGGGUGGGGAUCUCUGAAAUCGCUCAGUGAGCAACCCUAAUUAACCUGAUUUUUUGCUGAUAAUCACUCUCAAUGGAAUCAAAUCACAAAUCCGGGGAUGGAUUGAGCGGCACCCAGAAGGAAGCAGCCCUCCGCGCACUGGUCCAGCGCACAGGAUAUAGCUUGGUCCAGGAAAAUGGACAGAGAAAAUAUGGUGGCCCUCCACCUGGUUGGGACGCUGCACCUCCAGAAAGGGGCUGUGAAAUUUUUAUCGGAAAACUUCCUCGAGACCUUUUUGAGGAUGAACUUAUACCAUUAUGUGAAAAAAUUGGUAAAAUUUAUGAAAUGAGGAUGAUGAUGGAUUUUAAUGGCAACAAUAGAGGAUAUGCGUUUGUAACAUUCUCAAAUAAACAGGAAGCCAAGAAUGCGAUCAAGCAACUUAAUAAUUAUGAAAUUAGAAAUGGGCGUCUCUUAGGGGUUUGUGCCAGCGUGGACAACUGCCGAUUAUUUGUGGGAGGAAUCCCAAAAACCAAAAAGAGAGAAGAAAUCUUAUUAGAGAUGAAGAAGGUCACCGAAGGAGUUGUCGACGUCAUUGUCUACCCAAGUGCUGCUGACAAAACCAAGAACCGGGGCUUUGCCUUCGUGGAGUAUGAGAGUCACCGGGCAGCGGCUAUGGCCAGGAGGAAACUUCUACCAGGAAGAAUUCAGUUAUGGGGACAUCCUAUUGCAGUAGACUGGGCAGAACCGGAAGUAGAAGUUGAUGAAGACACAAUGUCUUCAGUGAAAAUCCUUUAUGUAAGAAACCUAAUGCUGUCUACCUCUGAAGAGAUGAUUGAGAAAGAAUUCAAUAAUAUCAAACCAGGUGCUGUGGAGAGGGUGAAGAAAAUCCGAGACUACGCUUUCGUGCACUUCAGCAACCGAGAAGACGCAGUUGAGGCUAUGAAAGCCUUACAUGGGAAGGUGCUGGAUGGCUCCCCCAUUGAAGUGACCCUAGCCAAACCAGUGGACAAGGACAGUUAUGUUAGGUACACCCGAGGCACAGGUGGAAGGGGCACCAUGCUCCAAGGAGAGUACACCUACUCUUUGGGUCAUGUUUAUGAUCCCACCACAACCUACCUUGGCGCUCCUGUAUUCUACACCCCUCAAGCCUACACGGCGAUUCCCAGCCUUCAUUUCCCAGCCACCAAAGGACAUCUUGGCAACAGGGCCAUUAUCCGAGCCCCUUCUGUUAGAGAAAUUUACAUGAAUGUACCUGUAGGGGCUGCGGGAGUGAGAGGCCUGGGUGGCCGUGGCUAUUUGGCAUACACAGGCCUGGGUCGUGGAUACCAGGUCAAAGGAGACAAGAGAGAAGACAAACUCUAUGAUCUUUUACCUGGGAUGGAGCUCACCCCAAUGAAUCCUGUCACUUUAAAACCCCAAGGAAUUAAACUUGCUCCCCAGAUAUUAGAAGAAAUUUGUCAGAAAAAUAACUGGGGACAGCCAGUGUAUCAGCUGCACUCUGCCAUUGGACAAGAUCAAAGACAACUAUUCUUAUACAAAAUAAGCAUUCCUGCUCUGGCCAGCCAGAAUCCUGCAAUCCACCCUUUCACACCUCCAAAACUAAGUGCCUAUGUGGAUGAAGCAAAGACCUACGCAGCCGAGUACACCCUGCAGACCCUGGGCAUCCCCACUGAUGGAGCUGACGCCCCGACUACAGCUGCUGCUGCUGCUGCCGCUUCUGCUGCUGCUUUUCCAGGAUAUGCCGUCCCUAAUGCAACUGCACCUGUGUCUGCAGCCCAGCUCAAGCAAGCAGUGACCCUCGGACAAGACCUAGCAGCAUAUACAGCAUACGAGGUCUACCCCACUUUUGCAGUGACUGCCCGAGGGGAUGGAUAUGGAGCCUUCUGAAGAUAUCUUUCUCUUAAUUUAACAAUAAGACCCACAAAACUCUAUAUAGAAGUAAUAAACCUCUAACCCAGUUCCCUAAUAAUCAUAUGUAAUACUUUUCCUAAAAUGAUGCCUUUCCCGAGACUAUAUAGCUUAUACCAAUUGUACAAUUGUGAUAGGAGAAUGUUAUUCCUACUUAAAUCAAAUGUUAAGGAGCCCUUUGUCUAAUAGAAAGCUAAAGAGAUAUUGCCCCCCAAAGUUGUCCUUCCAAGGUGCCUGAGUGUCUCGGGAGUAUGUUUACAAACUCUGACAGAGCGGAGAGAGAUCUUUUCGCUAACAAGCGUUCAGGGGCUGAGCAGACCUGGGCAGUCAGGAACAGUAACAACAGAGCUAAGUAAACUCCAGAGUCUCAGCCCUGUCUCACAGCUGCUUUUGUGAUACACAAAAUCACAAACAGGCAGAGGGAAGGUAGGAGAAUACUUUUCAAAACAUGUUCCCCACUGCCCGCUCUACAGGGCAUGUUUACAGGCUGAAGUUUGUGAAACACUGUCCAAGGUUGGAUGGAGUCAGCAUCACUUCAGUCUGAAAAUUCCAUCCAGUCAAACUGUCAUAGGUCAGGAUCUCUCUGUCCCUUGCAGCCCCUUGGGACUUCCUGGAAAUUGAUGUGAUGUGUUGCAGAUAUGUUUAAAACAAAUCCCAGCCCAUUGUUUUUUAAACUCAUUAGCCCAUUCCUCUUUUUCCCUAGAACACGUGCCCUUCUCAAGGAUCCCCACAACACAAUAAUCGUUUCAACUGGAAAUGAUUUUUUUAAUUUGUAAACGUUUUGACUUCUCCGUAAUGAUUUAUCCUCAUGUCAGUCUCAUUUUGCUCAUCUCUAAUAUCACAAAAAAGUAAAUCAAAUCUACAGAAUAUUACUUACGAUGCUUUUUCCUAUUCACCAAAUUGGCUGAAAAGUCAUUUCAAACAAAGAGAGAAGUGAGGAUUUACUCUCAUUUCUUUGGUCUUUUUGUAGCACCCAGACCACCGUCCAGCAUUCAGAGACAGUUAUAUCAACCUGAGUUUAGCCUUGGAUUAUCUAGACCACUUAUAUUAAAUCUAUCAAGAAGCCCUCUACUUUCCUUUCCUUUCCUUUUCUUUUCAAUAAGCAUCAGACAGCUUUACCAUAUCUGAGUCCUUUGGUCCUGAAGCUGUCAGAGGAAAACCUUAAAUCCAUCACAGCUGAUUCUUGAAACACUCAGCAAGGGGGUAUAUGCCAAAAUCCCCAAGACUUUUGGGCUGCUUCUCCAGGAACAUCUGAUGGGGCUGAGGGCGCUACAAAAACUGAGAUAGAAAGGAAUAGAAGGCACUACUUUCUUGCCAUCCUUGUAAAUGAUUACUUUUUGUUCACAAUAGAAAUAAUUGAAGUCUGAACACCAAAUACUUAUUACUCCUACUCCAGUCUCAUCGGUAGUUUAAGAUAUACAGUAUUAGAAUUUCCAUUUUAAAAAUCCCUUGGCCCUUUUAAAAUUCUACAGGACUCAAGGAAAAAUAGAAACACAACAGCGUAGAACAAUUUGUCAUUCAAGAAUGGAAUUCUGUGAUCUGAAAUCAGACCAGAUUCCAAUCAAAAUCAAGUAAAUUUCAAUAACAAUUAAAAGUCCUUGUAACCUUUCAGUUCUAAUAACUCCAAUCAGAUAUGAAACACGUCAACGCUACCACGAAACCCUGAAAGGGCUCGUGCUUUUAGCUUUAAAUUUUGCUCCUCAUAUUCCCUGGAACAGUGGUUCCCAAACUUGACUGAACAUUAAAAGUACCUGGAGAGCUUUUCAAACCGCCAAUGCCAAGAUCAUGUCUCACACCAAUUUCAUCAGAAUGUCUUGGGGUCAGAGCCUGGCAUCAAUAUUUUUGAAAGAUCCUAGGUAAUUCCAGUGUGGAACUAAGUUUGGGAACUGCUAUAUUCUUGGUAUUUUUACUAUAUCCCUUAAUA
This is a messenger RNA of Equus caballus (horse), 3873 nucleotides long. It is a transcript of the gene A1CF, whose product is annotated as APOBEC1 complementation factor. The record is from RefSeq and is a predicted model, not a curated record. Gene Ontology annotation, molecular function: mRNA binding. NCBI's taxonomy places the organism in Eukaryota, Metazoa, Chordata, Mammalia, Perissodactyla, Equidae. Gene Ontology annotation, cellular component: nucleus.